Salpingoeca rosetta is the source of this 2847-nucleotide messenger RNA. RefSeq lists its product as uncharacterized. Bases 1 to 2847 code for a protein of 948 amino acids. Lineage: Eukaryota; Choanoflagellata; Craspedida; Salpingoecidae. The transcript is spliced from 19 exons. The record is from RefSeq and is a predicted model, not a curated record.
AUGAGAAGCAGGGUUGUGGUCAGUGGCACUGUGGCAGCAGUGCUGUUUGGGGGUUUGUUGGUGGUGGUCACAGUCAGCAGCGCUGCAGAUGCUGCAGACGCUGCAACGCAAGGGAACAAGUCAAGUGCAGAAUGGAUUGAGCACGCCUCUUCUGUCGGGCCCAUGGGCCUCUUUGAUCCCACGAACCCGUACGAUCGCUUGCCCCCGCGUGGCGUGGACCCCGAUUUUGAGUGCGACUGGCGCAAGGCCGCCUGGAAAUACGCGCAGAAGCUGCAGCCGAGUCAGCCCAACCUGCGCGCCGUCUUUGACGCGCUGCAGCUGGAGCAAUGUGGCGAGAGCUUGGGUGGGUUCAGGCCAGCCGAACCAUCUUCCUUGUCCACGUUUUCGCUUCCAGCGCACGCCUCGGAUGCCAACACCUUCUAUGUUGACGCAGUCGCCGGGAGCGACUCCAACCCAGGAACGUUGGCCAAACCGUUCCGCACUGUGCUUCGAGCUGUUGAGGCGACACGCGGGCUGCCGGCGUCACUGCAGCCGGGGACGGUGGCGCUGCGUGGUGGCGUGCACCGCUUCGACAGCACCCUCCAUCUUGGCAGCAGCGACAGCGGCCUCACCUUGCAGAACUACAACGGCGAAAAGGCCAUCAUCACGGGAGCUCUUCACCUUGGCGAGCUGCAGUGGCUGCCGUUCAACGUGACGCGAGGCAAUGUCACAUGGGACGUGCACCAGAACACAAACGCCGUGUAUGGCGCCCCUUCAACCCACAACGCAUCCCAACCCGUGUACAUCUACAACAAGACGGCGACGCCGGAGGCGUGCGAGGCCGCCUGCAAGAACCAUCCACGGUGCAACGUCUGGACAUGGCAUGACAGCAAGCAGAAAGGGUACGAGCUGGACUGCUUCUUCCGCACGGACGGCGUGUGGUCGACUGUGCAGCAGACGGGGCACGUCUCUGGACACGCGUACAGCACAUCGAUGAGGCAGUGGGGCCAGUCACGUGAGGGACGCAACAUCUGGGCAGCGGCGCUUCCGCAUCCGCCCGCCGCCAUCACGGGCCUGCGCGUCAAUGGCGAGCGAGCCAUCCGUGCACGCUACCCCGACGCAAACCCCGAACGCGACCUGUUUCCAAAGGGGUGGAUCAGUGCGCACACGGCAUGGUUUGGCCGCUUGCAUGGGGACUUGCCCCAGACCAACAUCGUGGUUGAUACGCCCAACCGCUCGUUUGAACAGGACGAAUUCCAGCACUUUGUGCUGGGCAUUGGCGGCACAUGCGACUCCUUCACACCACCAGAGGGAUAUUGGUGCAGCACCAACACGAGUGGCGGCGGUGCGUUUACGUAUCGAAUUCCGGCCGGUCUGCAGUAUUCCCAGCAGCUGCUGCCGCACUCGCACGCAUAUGUCAACGCAACGGGCGCAAUUGUGCAGGCGUGGCGGCCGGGGCACUGGGCGUCGUGGAUGUUUGAGGUGGACGGUUUUCAUCCGCAGAACGAGAGCUUCACGUGGACGAGGGGCGGAUUCCAGGGCGCGCGCGGCAGCGACAGCGGCGCGGAGUGGUUCAUUGAGAACGUGUUUGAGGAACUUGACGCGCCAAACGAAUACUACUACGAUGCACGCAAGGGCGCGCUGUAUCUGUACUACAACGGCAGCGUGGGCACGCCCCCGCCCGCCUCUGGCGUGGAGGCGACGAACUUGAAGGUCCUCAUCUCUGCCGUCGCCGCCCAAGCCGAUCCAAUCACCAACCUCACCAUCAGGGGUCUCCACUUCCGUGAUGGCGCGCUCACGUACAUGGAUCCACACGGCAUGCCAUCAGGCGGCGACUGGGGUCUGCAGCGCACAGCGCUCGUCUUUCUCGAGGGGACAGAACACGCGUUGGUGCAGGGGUGCAACUUUACGCGGAACGACGGGAUUGCGCUGAUGCUCUCCGGAUACAACCGAUUCGCCACCAUUCGGGACAAUGAGAUUGUGCUGAACGGCGAUUCUGCGAUUGCUGCGUGGGGGUACACUGAUCGGAUUGACGCCACAGGGGGCGCGCAGCCACGCCUGUCCACCAUCGCCAACAACUUCGUGCACGAGAUGGGCCUGUAUGAGAAGCAGAGCAGCGCGUGGUUCCAGGGCAAGACGGCGCAGACCACGCUCAGCGGCAACAUCUUCUUCAACGGCCCGCGCGCUCUCAUCAACUUCAACGACGGAAUGGGCGGAGCGAACGUCGUUGAGGACAACCUGCUGUUCAACUCGUGUCGCGAGAGUUCCGACCACGGGCCCAUCAACUCGUGGGACCGCCAGCCGUUUCUCACGCGCGUCAACACGGGCGAGGCGUCCCUGGUGCCGGCAUACACGACGAUUGGCAGCAACUUUGUUGUUGCCAACUACGGCGCUGAUGGCGGCUGCUUUGACACCGACGAUGGCAGCAGCUUCUACCUCGUCACCAGCAACUUCUUCGUGUAUGGCGGACACAAGUCCGACUUCAACGGCCACAACAAGCGCUCCGAACACAACAUCAACGCAUACCCUCAGGUGUACGGCCCGCGGUGUCUGUCUGUGCCGCUGCCGGAUCCAAAGCUUGGGCGGCAGUGGAGCGAGGGCUACUCGAACUGCACGUGCAUCCUCGCUGACGAGGGCGGUGUGUAUCUGAACAUCGACAACUGCGACGGCGUGACACCCGACACCAUCACACUCAUUCUCGGCGACAACAAGGUCUACGCACCAAACGGCAAGGUGACCAUCCAGUGUGGCAAGUCGUACACGUUGUCCGAGUGGCAGGCCGCGGGCUACGAUGCCGGAACAACGGUCCACACCGCCGCCACGUCCAAGGACAUCAUCGCAUGGGCACACGCCCUCCUUGGGUUCUGA